Nothobranchius furzeri (turquoise killifish) is the source of this 2373-nucleotide messenger RNA. It is a transcript of the gene cog8, whose product is annotated as component of oligomeric golgi complex 8. Lineage: Eukaryota; Metazoa; Chordata; Actinopteri; Cyprinodontiformes; Nothobranchiidae. Gene Ontology annotation, cellular component: COG complex. Gene Ontology annotation, biological process: intra-Golgi vesicle-mediated transport. The record is from RefSeq and is a predicted model, not a curated record.
CAUUUACCUGCACAGGUGUGAUAAUCAUGCUGCUCCGCCCCUGUCCACUAGGCGGCGGUAGUUCAGAAAUCACAUCCUUUAAACCACAAGGAAGGAAACGUCACUUCUUAUUCUGUCACCAAAGUAAACAAGUGGUUCGGUCGGUUCGGUUCAAACCGGGCCAGAAGCAGCACCAACAUGGCGGCGGUGGACGUGGAGGACGAGAGCAUCCUGGUGUCCGUGUUUAGGGCCAGUUUCCCGGACAACUGGAGGGAGCAGCCGGACCUGCCCGGCUACCUGUCCGAGCUCAGCUCCUUCGGGGUGGACAAGCUGAGCCGGGAACCGGAGCGGCUGGCGGAGGAGCGGGCCCACAUCCUGCAGCAGACCCGGGAGCUAGCCUUCUCCAACUACCAGACCUUCAUCCGAACCGCGGACUGCACCGAGCACAUCUACCGGGACUUCGGGCGGGUGGAGAGCAGCGUGUCCCGGCUGCUGGACAAGCUGCCCCGCUUCGGAGAGAAGUGCAGGACCUUCAUGAAGGAGGCGGAGGAGAUCGGUGCCAGCCGCAGGAUGAACAGCCUGACUCUCAACCGCCACACCGAGAUUCUGGAGAUCCUGGAGAUCCCUCAGCUCAUGGACACUUGCGUCAGAAACGGCUACUACGAGGAGGCGUUGGAGCUGGCGGCGUACGUCAAACGGCUGGAGAAGAAGCACGCCUCGCUGCCGGUCAUCCAGGGCAUCGUGCGUGAAGUGCGUCAGUCUGCUCAGCUGAUGCUCAGCCAGCUGUUACAGCAGCUGCGGACCAACACCCAGCUGCCCGUGUGUCUGCGUGUCAUUGGCUACUUGCGGCGGAUGGAUGUGUUCACGGAGGCGGAGCUUCGAGUCAAGUUCCUGCAGGCUCGGAGCACCUGGCUGACCUCCAUCCUCGCUGCCAUUCCUGUGGAUGACCCUUACUUCCACAUCACCAAAACCAUUGAGGCUUGCAGAGUCCACCUGUUUGACAUCAUCACUCAGUAUCGCGCCAUCUUCUCCGACGAUGACCCGCUGCUGUCGCCCGGCCAGGCUCCUGUGAACGAGAGCUCCAUCUUCCAUGGUUGGGUGGUGCAGAAGGUGGCAGAGUUCCUGGAGACGUUGGAGCGGGACCUCCAGCGGGGCGUGGGCGGCCGUCUGGACUCCCUGUUGGGACAGUGUAUGUACUUUGGCCUGUCCUUCAGCAGGGUGGGGGCGGACUUCCGUGGACAGCUGGCCCCGAUGUUCCAGCGGGUGGCGGCUGAAACGUUCCGCAGGGCGGUGAAGGAGGCUUUGGACAAGUUCCAGGAGGACAUGAACCUUUAUACUUUGAUGGCCCUGCCCUCAGUGUUGGGUGGUACCAUCCCCCCAGUUGUCCCCAGCGUCCAGCCUGGGACUCUUCAGCCCCCCAUGUCCCUGCUGGACUUCCAGCCUCUGGCGUGCUUCCUCAACAACAUCCUGAGCGCCUUCAAUGACCUGCGGCUGUGCUGCCCCAUCGGGCUGGCGCAGGACGUCAGCAGCUGUCUGGAGGACGCCCUGAAGAUGGUGACCCGUCAGAUUCUGGUGUUCCAUCGAGCUGAGGAGUCGGUCUUCAGCACCAGGGAGAAGGAGCUGUUUGUUCAGUUCUGCUCGUCCUACGCUGAAGACCUGCUUCCCUUCCUGAACCGCUGCCUGCAGGUUCUGUUCCCUCCAGCUCAGCUGGCGCUGGUUCUGGGUGUUCCCGUCUCCCAGCUGCACAGGUACGGUGGGCUCGGCUGCAUCAACGUGGGUUUGGUUCUGCAGCCACUGGACUUCCUGUUACCUCAAAAGGAACCGGCGCCGGAGGUGGAUGUAACAGCUGAGCUGGGCAGCCUCACCUUUGACCUGCAGCUCCCAGAACCAGCACCCAGUCAGCCCAGUACACCUGAGCCUGAUGAAGAGAAGGGACAGGAGGAAGAGGGUUCUGACUGAGCGGGUCUUUGGGGUUCUGGACUCUGCCCAGCUCUGAUUCAGACGGCAGAUAUUUUCAUUAGUUUUCUUUUUUCACAGUUCCGACUUGGCAGGUUUUGUUCUGGGAUUCAGCUAGAGAACCGGGACCAGCUGCCGGUGCCACAGAGCCUACAGGUCCAGUUUGAACUGGUUCUGUUCUGACCUGAACCUUUGAGUUAGGAGCCGUUUUGUGCAACUGAUAGAGAAGUCUGCCAAAGCCCUUCAGGGGCUCUGAAGAACCGAUCCAGAACCAUUUGGAAGGACCUGGCUGCUGGUCAGGAGAUCCGAUCCGGAUCAGGGGCCCGACAGCUGUUCUACUGGGUUCUUGGUUGCAUCGUUAAUCAAAAGCCAGCUGCUCUGACAAAUGGAGCCACUGACUAUUUUCGGUGUCAUUAAAGGGGACAUAAUAUAAAUAUA